Messenger RNA from Cheilinus undulatus (humphead wrasse), 4083 nucleotides. RefSeq lists its product as uncharacterized. The transcript has 13 exons. The record is from RefSeq and is a predicted model, not a curated record. Bases 144 to 2921 code for a protein of 925 amino acids. Lineage: Eukaryota; Metazoa; Chordata; Actinopteri; Labriformes; Labridae.
UUGGUUAACAAUUUCAGUGAAGGGAGGGGGUUCCCCAUGUAGGGGGUGGUGAGGCAUGGAGAGAGGCACAAAAGGAGUAGACGCAGGAUUAGUGGCGAGCUCAAACAGCACUGGAAUUAAUAAUCAACAAGAAAUCACAAUAAAUGAGAGACAGCCUGAGAGCUGAGGUUACCGAGGUGUUUCCAUCUGAAAUACAAGCCAGCCCAAAUUCAAGGGUCAUCCUCCCCUGCAAUGUGACCUUCCCCCCUUCUUUGGGCCAAAUAGACAACUCUCUCAUCAAAGCUGGCUGGACUAGAAACGGCUCUGACGUCGCCUCAUUCAGUCAAGCGGUGGAGCAAAAACAGGAAGGCUUUAGCUGGGACACUGGGGAUUUUGUCAAUGGGGACUUUUCGCUGACCAUCCUCAGAGCCAGUCUGGACCUGCAGGGGGUUUACGAAUGCACUGUCAGCUACAACUCCAUAAUGCAGCACUCAAGUAACACGACAUUUAGUAUCCUUGCCUCCCCUGUUCUCUCUGUCCCACAGCAGUGGGUGGUAUUAGAAACAGAGAGCCAACUAAAGUGCAAUGCAGGCGGUUUCUACCCUCCUCCUGUCACUUUCUCCUGGACCAGAGACGGGCAAGUCAUUCAACCUCCAUACAAUGUUGAAGGUGAGCUGACUGCAGAUGGAUACUAUAUGGCUGUAGGUAACUUGACCUUCUUCCCCUCCCGUGAAGACCAGAACAUGACCUUUGGGUGCAAGGUGUCCCACAGUGGCAGCCACCAAGAGCUGGAUUUUCAACUUAACAUUACAUAUCAACCCUUUGUUAGGCUUUCAGUCGUGCCCUCCAGAUCUGACAGCAGUCCUCUCACUCUUUACUGUGACGUGGAGAGUUUCUACCCAGAGGAAGUGUCUGUGUCCUGGCUCCAAAAUGGUACCGUUCUCCCUGAGACAGUUAACGUGGACCAGAACCCCGAUGGGACCUUCAGAACCAGACGCUAUUACACUUUGAGUGCAGCGCAGAGAGAGCAAGGUGGAAAAUUGGAGUGUGCAGUGAACCAACCUGGGGUAGUGCAUCCAGUCUCUGGCACAGCAUUCUUAGAGAAACUGGAUCCCAGAGAUGAGGCCCCAGUGUUGACAAAAGCCGCCAAAGCCUCAGUGGCUAUGAUGUGUAUUUCUAUAGUGCUGGUGUUCCUGCUUUGCUUUGGAUUUUCUUGGAGAAGACGGGAUGAGAAACAGAAAUCUCUGAAUGUUUCUGGGAUCAUCCUCCCUCCACGCGUGACAGUCGGUCAAAAGGGCAGGGUCUCAGUGAGCAUAGAGGGCAGGAGGGUGGACCGAGUCCAGGCUGUGUGGUUCCUCAAUGACACCCCUAUCACUGACACCUCCCUCACAGAAGCCUCUAAAUCUAACUUUAACUGCCUCUAUAACCCCCUAACCACCAUCCAUCUGCCCUACGGUCUAACUCUCACCUCCCCAGUGUCAGAGAAAGGCCGUCUGCUGCCCUCUAGAGAGGAGAUGGGGUAUUACAAGCUGCACACUCAGGGGCCGCUGCACUCAUCUGGAAGUGGAGUCCAACAGCUGAUCGCCUCGCUCACCUUCAUCCCCCAGAUUUCAAUCCACAAGGGGGCGGUGUUCAAGUGUCAGGUAUCCUACCUGGGCAAAGACAAGAUUGUGGCAGAGAGGGUGUCAGAGAAGUUUACCAUUCUUUCUGCUCCAGAAGUAUCAGAAAUCCAGCUGGCUGAGACACCAAGUGACCCUGAUGUCAUCAGCAUGACUGUCAGGGCGUCACAUUUCCAUCCAGAUGUUAUUACCUUCCGCUGGUUCUGUGAGGGGAGUGAGCUGAGCCCUGUAGCCUCCCAGGCCUCAUCCUCCCCUCGACCCAAUUCUGAAGGCUUCUUUUCAGCCUCCAGUCAAUGUAAACUCCCCCGCAGUGAACUGGAAAGAGGAGGCACCAAAGUGUGGGUCAGUGUCCAUCAUAUCGCCCUAAAACAGCCGGUCACACGAGAGACCAGAGGCUUCAUCAAGAGCCCACGUGUGUCUGAUAUCAUCCGCUCCAUUUCCACUCCUGAUCAGCCUUUCACGCUUGGAUGUGAGAUCACAGAUUUCUACCCUCCAAAUGUCUCAGUGACCUGGCUGAAGCUCAGAGAGGGAGAGCGGGAUGACAGAGAAGACGAGGUGAUAGAGGGAGGAGAGAUGUGGGGCCCAGUGCAGACUCAACCCAGACUGUACAGGGCCACGGCCACACUGAGGAGGAGGGCAACAAACGAGGAGAAGAAAGAGAGAGGAGGAGGGAUUAUUUGUAGAGUGGAGCACUGUUCUUUAACAGAGCCUAUUGAGAGAUACUGGAGAAAUGUUGACAUUGUUGCUCCCUCCAUUCCCUCAUCCAUCUCAGUGUGUUGGAGCAGUGAAGGUGUCGGCGUGUUCUCCCUCCUGUUGAAGGGAGGGCACCCAAAGGCCAAGUUAGUCUGGGCAGCUGGAGGAGCUGCUCUCUCACCACUGGUGUCCAAUGAAACAGAGGAGAUAGGAGACGACGGACAGAGAGAGAUGAAGAGUCUGUGCGCGCUGGAGAGGUCGACGAGCAUGCCAAGUCCGACGAGCAAACAGCCGGAGAGACAGAAGAAUGGACACGCAAUAAAGACGAAGGCAGCAGUCACAGACCCAGACACUGAAGGGAUAGAAUACAUCGAUGAAAAAGUAGAUGGGGAGAAUAACAACAUCGACAGGGAUGAAGAGACGAAGUCAGAGCUGGAUGAGGACAGUGACAAAGACACAGAUGAAGAACCGGGCGGCCUGUACAUAAACAAAGUCAACCUGAGGCAGGGAGCCCGAGAAAGUGAGCGUUCACGUUUGAGAGUGAGUGUGGAGAUCACACAUCCCACGCUCAGGCUUCCUGUUUAUCGAACCUGGACAGAGCCAAAUGAAGAAAAUUCCUCUACUGCAUAAAGCCAUAAUGAGAGCCCCCAUAUAUAAUGUACUCCAUUUACUAAUAUCCUGUAUAUUUUUAUGGUAAAUAUUCAGCUGUAGCCAUGUUUUUAGGUUAUCUAACUCUCUUUAAUGUGAUCAACAGGUGUGGUUUUGCUAUCAACAUUUUUUAUCUUUAUUUAUUAUUCUUAAUCUAUCCUCCAUUCUGUGUUUCACUGCUACAUGAUUUAUACAAAUAUCCAUAUUUUUGUAUACAGACUUUACAAUAAUGAACCCGCAGAUUAUUUUCUAAAUCUGCACUGGAAAAUAAAUGUAGAUUUAUUGAAUUUUUUUGAAAGGUUUGUCUUUGCAUUGUGUUUUUGUCUCAGGGUUUUGUAGUGUCUGUAAAUGGUGGCCACACAAACAUUUCCCAUUUUAAAAUAAACUUCUUCAAAUUUUUUGUUCCGCUUUGCACCCUGACCGCAGAACUGUCACUUCACUGUGCAGAGGAGAAGAAGAGGAGGUGCUGUGUGGUUUAUCUGGUUGAUUUAAAUGUUUAGUUUAGGACUUCCUCCUCUCAGUUUUAAUAGCUAGUACUUGAGCAGUUUCAACAAACGUGUUCCCCUUGUGUUUCUCUUUAUACACUGGUCAGAAUUCCAACUGAUGAUAUUUGAAACUGAAUUUAACAUAACGCCAAAUACAGAUUAUGUUCUGAAAUUCUUACAAGGCACAAUUCAUUUUGGACAUCAAGAAUUCCGUUACUGAUAUAUAAAUGUUCAUUUCGGAUAGAAGAAGAGCUCAUUUUAACUAGGAAGGACUGAGUCACGUGUAUAUGUAAUGUAUAAUUUACAUCCGUUCUUGGGCCUCAUCAUUUUGUUUGGUAUACGACCAGUAUAAGGGUUUACCUGGUGUUGGAUAAACUGGUUUCGCCCCAUUAAACAUGAACCAUGCUGCUCUCUUCUCAAUUUUAAGAAUUUAUCAGUCUUUGAAGAUGCAAAUGCUACUCUGGAAGAGUCUGCUGGGCCACAAAGUUUCAUAAAUAUUCCAAAAGAAUAUUUAAGUCUUUGCAGAAGCCUGAUGAUGGCAGCGGCUUAUUAAUUGUACAUUGUGACACCCUAAUGUAUCUGAAAUCUAAGCAUUUACAUUGUAAUUCUGUGAUUAUGACAAAAAAAUGUGAUUAAUAAAGGUACAUUUUUGAGUCUCA